Cynara cardunculus var. scolymus (artichoke) is the source of this 2142-nucleotide messenger RNA. Its product is annotated as SWI/SNF complex component SNF12 homolog. The record is from RefSeq and is a predicted model, not a curated record. NCBI's taxonomy places the organism in Eukaryota, Viridiplantae, Streptophyta, Magnoliopsida, Asterales, Asteraceae. The coding region runs from base 283 to 1914 and encodes 543 amino acids. The transcript is spliced from 3 exons. Gene Ontology annotation, cellular component: nucleus; SWI/SNF complex. Gene Ontology annotation, biological process: regulation of transcription by RNA polymerase II.
AUCGGAAAGAAUGGCCGUGGCCUCUCCAACCAGUAGUCUCUAGAAACCGGACCGGGACCGGCCCGGCCCUAUACCACUCUCGGGACUCGGAUUAUAUGCAACAGAUGAACCGAAAAGGCCGUUCUCUCUCGAAGGCGAAAUCUGCUGUUAUAGUAGCUUCGAAGGGCUACGAUCCCUCAUCCGUAAGGCGAUUCGCAGAUCUUUGAUGCCUAUUUCACAUGGUUUUUCAUAUGCAAAUUGAGCCAGCAUUGUAAGGAUUAGGGUUACAGUUUUUAUGAAGUGAUGUCUGUGAACAACAGUAAUCUCCAAAAGAACUCUGGUGUAUCUUCCCCCUUUGGAAAUAUCAUACCACCAAAUCCUAAUCCCCAUCUCCAGUCACAGUCCCAACCUCAACAACCGUCUGGAUCUCCCUUUACGAGCCAGUUUCAGCUCUCCCAUUUUGCUGCAGCCCAUGCCCAUGCCCAAGCCAUUGCUCAAGCCCAGUCAAAAGCUCAAGCCAAAGCUGCAGCUCAAGCUCAAGCUAACCAUGCUCAAUUCCAAGCCCAGCUGCAAGCUCAAGGACUUGCUAUUAAUCAAUCCCAUGGACCUCUGGCUACUAAUUCACCAUCCUUUCCGGGAUCUGGCAAUGUGAGCACCAAACCUAUGCCGCAGAAGUUGCUUGGGCGGCCACCUGGAGUGUCAAAUUCUAAUGCCUAUUCUCCCAUGAGGAUGAUGGAGCUUACACCAGCUGGCCGUAAAAAGAAGCAGAAGCUUCCAGAUAAGCAGUUACAAGAUCGAGUGGCUGCAAUUCUGCCACAAUCUGCUUUAUACACGCAGCUCCUUGAGUUUGAGUCGCGAGUUGAUGCUGCUUUGGUGAGAAAGAGGAUAGACAUUCAAGAAGCUACUAAAAACCCACCUUGCAUUCAGAAAACCCUUCGAAUAUAUAUUUUCAACACAUUUGCUAAUCAGGUUCUUACAAUUCCCAAGAAGCCGAAUCCUGAGCCGCCUACUUGGACAAUGAAAAUAAUAGGGAGAAUAUUGGAAGAGGGAAUGGAUCCUGAUCAGGCUGGGAUGAUCUCAAAACCAAACCCCAUGUACCCAAAGUUUUCAUCUUUCUUCAAAAGAGUUACUAUUUCAUUGGACCAAAGACUCUAUCCUGAUAACCAUAUGAUUGUGUGGGAUAGUUCUAGAACACCAACACCUCAGGAAGGGUUUGAAGUCAAAAGGAAAGGGGAUAAGGAAUUCUCUGUGAAUAUACGGUUGGAAAUGAAUUAUAUGCCUGAGAAGUAUAAGCUUUCUUCUGCUCUAAUCGAAGUUCUUGGAGUUGAAGUUGAUACCCGGGCAAGAAUUAUUUCUGCAAUCUGGCAAUAUAUCAAGGCUAGGAAAUUGCAGGAUACAAACGAUCCUUCCUAUUUUCAUUGUGAUCCACCACUUCUGAAAGUAUUUGGGGAAGAAAAAAUGAAAUUUUCAAUGGUCUCGCAGAGGAUUUCAAGCCAUUUAUCUCCACCACAACCUAUACAUUUGGAGCAUAGGAUCAAGCUUGUGGGAAACAGUCCAACUGGAAAUGCAUGUUAUGAUGUAUUGGUGGAUGUGCCGUUUCCAGUACAAAAGGAAUUGAAUGCUUUAUUGGCAAACACUGAGAAAACCAAGGAGAUUGAAACCUGUGAUGAAGCAAUAUGUGCAACAAUACGAAAGAUAAACGAGCAUAAAAAAAGGCGGGCGUUCUUUCUUGGAUUCAGCGAGUCACCUGUUGAGUUUAUUGAUGCUCUGAUUGAAUCUCAAGGCAGAGAUCUGAAGUUUCUUGCAGGGGAAGCAAGCCGUAGUGCGGAAAAAGAGCACCGUGCUGAUUUCUAUAACCAACCCUGGGUUGAAGAUGCAGUCAUCCGUUAUCUAAAUCGCAAACCAGCUAUAAACUCCCAUGGAAGGACAUAUUAGUGUGGAGAUCUGCUGAUGGAAUACAGAUAAGUGUCUAUCGAUGCGCCUAUGAACAACUUUUUGUAUCAACGGGAAUUAAAAGCGAGAGGUGCAGUUGCAUAUUUCCUAAGUUGAACCUCUAUAUUUCAUUUUACAUCUGGUUUUCUAGCUUAGAAUGCACUGUAGUUUCCCUGUCACCAUAUGAAAUUCUUUGAACCUAAAUAUACUUUUUUGCUACCUAGAUCUUCA